Messenger RNA from Perca fluviatilis (European perch), 2984 nucleotides. RefSeq names its product beta-amyrin 28-monooxygenase-like. Gene Ontology annotation, molecular function: iron ion binding; oxidoreductase activity, acting on paired donors, with incorporation or reduction of molecular oxygen; monooxygenase activity. The transcript has 11 exons. Gene Ontology annotation, biological process: sterol metabolic process. Bases 359 to 1534 code for a protein of 391 amino acids. The record is from RefSeq and is a predicted model, not a curated record. Lineage: Eukaryota; Metazoa; Chordata; Actinopteri; Perciformes; Percidae.
UACUUUUGACACCUCUGUUAGUAGCACAUGUAAUGACACAGAACCAUAACAGACAUCAGUAACGCAUCCGUAUCAGGAAGCUCUAAAUUACGGACACCACCUAAACGCGUCAUACGUUCGGUAGUAAUCAACCCAGAGAGUAGUGACAACAAUGAGAUAGCAGUAAUUUGACAAGCAGGUAAUGUUAGAGCCACGCGGAUUAAAAUGAUUAGCUAACCGGCUAUGACAGCGGGAUUUACUCUGAACCUGGUCCGAGUUUUAGUAAAGUUUAUAGAGUCCCUUUCGUUUGAGCGGAGAGUCGCUAUCGCUAAUUUAUUUUAUUUUAUUAGCGAAAGUGCGUCUCCAACGUCGGACCUGAAUGUAUAAACUACCAGGAAAUGCUGGUGUGCCGGUGUUUGGGGACAAGUCGCUGGAGUUUUACCGGGACCCGGUGAGCUUCUGCCAGCAGAGGAUCGAGAAACACCGGAGCAGAGUGUUUCAGUGCCGCAUGCUGAACAGACCGACCGCCUUCAUCUGCUCCGUGCAGGGGAUGAGAGAGCUGCUCUGUGAGAAGUCCAACUUGUUUCUGAAGGAUCCAACUGACCUGAUGACCAACAUGUAUGGUGACACCAUUGUCACCUCUAAUGGUGAGGAGGCAUGUCUUCUCCGCCUGUCUCUCACCAGCCUGUUCACAGGAAGCUGUUUGGAAUCAUCCAGUGAUUAUAUCACCAGUGUAUGUGAGCGCUGUCUGAAGGACCUCUCUCUCAGUGGCCAGCCAGAGUGUGUGUACUCUGCCUUUAAGCGCCUGGGCACAGAGUUGGUUUUGGGCCUUUUUCUGAACAUACGAGCGGAGGAGCAGCCUGACCUAUUCCAGGAAAUCAUGCAGCUCUGCACCCAGCACUGGCAUGGUCUGAUCUCUGCUCCGGUCAACCUGAAGGUUCCCCUGUGGUCGUCGGGUUUCUCCACUGCUCUGGACGCCAGAGACAAACUGAUGGUCAUCAUUAAAGACAAACUGGAGAAUGACACACAGGGUUUUGUCGGCUCUCUUGGUUCUUUGCCGCUGCCCGACUCCACUUCUGCCUCCCAACAUCUGCUGCUGUUCAUCUCAGCUCUGAUCCCCAAAGCCCUGGCAUCGCUGCUCACCUCCUUCACACUGGCACUCAGUGGAAACAAACAGGCCCGUCUGCGAGCGAUGGAAGACCCUGAUUACCUGCGCACAGUACUGCUGGAGGUGCAGAGACUUUGGCCUCCUUUCAUUGGUGGACGCAGAAUAGCUGAUCAGGACACUACGAUCGCAGGGUUUCCUGUUCCAAAGGAUUAUGGUGCGAUCUAUAUCAGCCACUCUGUCCACCGCGACCCAGAGGUGUUCCAGCAGCCGGACAACUUCCUGCCGGAGAGAUGGAGCGGAAGGAAUGCAGGCCAGGAGCACUUCCUGUGUUCGUUCGGCAACGGGCCUAGAAGCUGUAUGGGAACUAAACUUACUGACGUCUUCCUUAAGUCUAGUUCCUUUUCACACUCCUUGACACAGGCCGGUCAACUGUCAACCAAUCGCUGAUAAAAUAAAUUCAGAAAGAUGAUGUACAGAUCCAUAGUAACGAGGUCAACCCUGCUCCGUCUUUCAGCUGAAGAUUUCUCUCAGUCCAUUCGUAAAUAUUGCUAUCAGCAACAUUGAACAGCAUGACCCAACUCUGCUAUGUGAUAAUGUACAAGAGAUAUACACUCUAUCCAUCAACUUGUUAUGGUUUGUUUUGCCAAAUGAUGUCCACGUUGAACCUUAUCUUUGUUUCUUUUUUUCGCUUUAAGACCACACCAUUUGGCUGUAAAGUGUGUCUGGCUCUCAGCAGACUGACCACUUGCACAUACCACCACAUCCACACACACACACACACACACACACACACACACACACACACACACACACACACACACAAACCGGAGGUCGUGACCAGAGUAAAAAGUAGACCGCACGGAUCUAGGUCAGAGAUGUGACUCAUCGCCUCCUUGCUUCAUCCUUCCCCUUUCCCUUCUUCCCUCCCACCCCCACCAUCAUCAUCCUUCCCCAAUUCCUUCACUCUUGCCUCCCUUCCUCCAACCCUGUUUCAUUCAUCCUGCUCCUCCACCUCUAUCAGGAAAAUCUUCAUUCACAAAGUGGAAGGAGGUGGGGCAACUGGCUGUUACUGGUGAAUGUGAUUGAGCUGCUCUGUGGCUGACAAUCAGCCAAUGGGGAAUGCUGGCUAUAGUAUCACCAACCAUGGAGCUCUGAGUGCACUUACUAUGUAGAACAAAAUACUGUGGAAUCAGCCGUUUGCUGUCGUGUGGUACCAUUGUUCAACAUUUACACAAAGGUGACUGGAGACGAUAGUGUAAUAUUAAUUUAAAUAAAGAAAAAUGAAAUUGUUGGGCGCCUGGGUAGCUCACCUGUUAGAGCGCACGGGCAUAUAUUAGAGGUUUACUCCUCGACGCAGCAGAGGUGGGUUCAACUCCGACCUGCAGCCCUUUGCUGCAUGUCAUUCCCCCUCUCUCUCCCCUUUCAUGUCCGUCCUUUAACAAUAAAGGCCUAAAAUGCCCGACAAAUAAUCUUAAAAAAAGAAAGCCUCUUAUUGAGCUCAGCUAGAUGGUCAAAUGAACAGAUAUCAAGAAAGUGUUUGUGAUUUGAGUCAACCUAAUGUUCCCUUUCAACUUGGCUGCUGAAAGGUGUUGCGGUGCAUUCGUACUUUCAAAUCUUGAAAACAACAUACAAAGAAAGUGUUAUGGAGGCUGUAGCUUCACACGUUGAAGACUUCUUCAGCGUUGGCGGAAGCUCUCGCUCUGCCAAGUACCUUCUGGUUUAACAUUUUGUUUUUGCACUGGUAUAAAAUUGGAAUAUGGAAAUUGUCACUCCCACCCCCAUUGCUUUUAACUCUAAAUAUCAUCUGUCAAGCAGAAAGUAAGCUACGUUUAUCUCGGUGCAGCAAAGACACUGAAGUUACAACACAUUCAGAAAAACUCCUCCUUUUCUUGUUUUG